CAUCCUCUUCUCCUCUGUUUAUUUCCGAGAGCCACUCAUAGUUCCAUGUUAGCAUGGCGUGCAAGUGAAACUGUCGAAAUAUGUUAAUUAGGCGGCCCUUUGAAAUUCAUAAGUUUGGACAGCCGUGUGAUGGGGGGUUGAUGGUGAGGGCUCCUGUCGCCCGGACAACGGUCACUAAUGGAGUCGUGGUGGCUGUAAUGCUCCUCCUCCGUGGUACAUAAUGCCUGCCUUUGAUCUUAGCGCUCCACUACCAGGAGCUCUCUCUGGGCUACUAAGAUCGCCAUCAGAGGAGAUGUCUACUGGCUGUGUGAGUUCACCCCCGGAGACGGCGGAACACAGGCUGCAGGGUCAGGAAGCGCACUAUGGUCUGCCUGAGCACCAAGAGAAGCUGAGGAUGGACCGACAGAAGAAGUGUGGCUCUGGAGAGCUGCACGCCGACAACCAGCACAAUGACCAGGAACACAAGAAGCCUCGCAGGAAAGACACACCUGUGCUCAACACCCCUCCCCUCAUCCCAGGUGUGAGGCAGAUGAAGGGGGAGGCUCGUCUGAUUCACCAGGAGGAUGAGGAGAAAGACGUGAAGAACUAAGUCCUCUGGGACCAUGCCUCUGACAACAGCCAUUCACAUCACUGCCAUGGGUUGUUUGACUAUGGGUUGUUUUAGUGCCCUUUAAAAAGAAAAAGUAACGUUUGUAAUUUAAUCAUUCAUGCCUUUGUUGUAGAACAUUUGGAGAAGAAAAUAUAAAUUGUGCCUAUAACCAGUCAGGUUUCUUUGAAAUCUUCAUUGAAGUUUAUGACACUUUCACACAUGCAGAAAAAAAUAC
Molecule: messenger RNA, 824 nt
Organism: Alosa sapidissima (American shad)
Lineage: Eukaryota; Metazoa; Chordata; Actinopteri; Clupeiformes; Clupeidae
Gene: ppp1r17
Product: protein phosphatase 1 regulatory subunit 17
Exons: 4
Coding region: 221-589 (122 amino acids)
Biological process (GO): regulation of phosphatase activity
Molecular function (GO): protein phosphatase inhibitor activity
Source: RefSeq, a predicted model, not a curated record